This is a messenger RNA of Hippocampus zosterae (dwarf seahorse), 3118 nucleotides long. Its product is annotated as voltage-dependent calcium channel beta subunit-associated regulatory protein-like. Gene Ontology annotation, cellular component: plasma membrane; secretory granule. The transcript is spliced from 10 exons. Gene Ontology annotation, biological process: negative regulation of voltage-gated calcium channel activity; negative regulation of calcium ion-dependent exocytosis. NCBI's taxonomy places the organism in Eukaryota, Metazoa, Chordata, Actinopteri, Syngnathiformes, Syngnathidae. The record is from RefSeq and is a predicted model, not a curated record. Gene Ontology annotation, molecular function: transmembrane transporter binding. Bases 178 to 3021 code for a protein of 947 amino acids.
GCGAUUUGUCCCCACGCAGGCGGGCUGGGAGCAGCGGGGCAUGUGGGACGCGGGAGAGUGGAUGAGGAUGGUGAUGAGGAUGAUGAUGAUGAGGGUCUCCGUGCAGUGACAGCCCCGCGGAGGGACGCGGCUUCAGCACCUUCUGUUUAGAACGCUUCGCCCACGCUGACCUGGACCAUGAGCAAUGAUUCGCCCGCUCUGACAAGUCUGACGGAGAACUCAACAGAUGUGCCUCUGUCGGCGGGCCAGGUGGAAAAUUAUGUGCUGCUCUUGGUGCUGCUGAGUGUUUUCGCCGGGGGGACACUGCUACUGCUCUCCCUGCUGCUGCUCUUCUGCCACCGCUGUUGCAUGGGUGGGCGGCGCUACUCCAGAGCGAGUGAUGACCCUGAGAAGACAAACACCACGUACGUCGACGAUUCUCAGCCCACCCAAGAGAUCACCAUCCGAUUGGAUGAAACGGACGCUCUCUCCGCUUCGAGCUGCCACGACGGGGAGUCGGAGAGGUUUGUUUCCACCGGGCUGACGGGCCGCAGAGUCUCCUUCAACGAAUCGGCUCUGUACGAACAAGAGAAGAUGACAGAGGACAAAGGACGCAGAUACACUCUGACCGAGGGGGAUUUUCACCACCUGAAAAAAGCGCGUCUGACUCACCUCCACAUGCCGCCGGCCCCGUGCGACCUCAAGAUCCUCACCAUCAUGGAAUGUGAUUCGACUGAGAGCAGUUCCGUCAACAUUAGUGAGGCGCCGACUCCCAAACUUCCCCUCACCGUCUACCAGCCGACUGACAGAAGAGUUUCCGACUGGUUGGGUCAAAGCCUGAGCGGAGGUCUGCCCGGAGACACGCAUCACUCCAUCGUCCUGGACCAGAUUCCUAGACGGGGGUCUCUGACCUUGGAGGCUCUCGGGGGCAGGGUAGAGGCCCCGAGUGAACACGCCAUGCGGGGAGAGACCACCCGUGUUCCUGGCCAGACUUCAGUUUUACAGUUCUUGUCAAAACUGCGGCGCCACACCAGCCUGGAGGGAGCCGGGCCAUAUUUCAAGCGAUGGAAAUUUGACCGGAGCCACCGGGCCGCCAGUCUCGAUGCUAAAGGAUCCCCAAAGAGAAGACCCUUCCAGAGGCAGAGAGCUGCAAGUGAAACCACCGAUCAUACCGAGGAUGACUCUUCUCUCCGAAAUGAUGCAACUGGGUCUUUCCCGCAAACUCCAAGUCAAACCAGUGGCCUCCAAUCUCUAUCCGCUGAGUCUCUGUCUCAACCGUCCAUGGGUCACAACACCUCAGUUUUUAUCCACAGGCUAAAUCUGGAGGCCGUGGUUGUGGAGGUCAGUGGUCACAGCAGCAGGACAGAAGAACCACGAACAGACGAUUGCUCCAAACAGACACAAAAGAGAAUUCCAGGCAACGAAUCAGGAGUGGAGGAACGAUUAAAACCAGAUGCAGUUACAAGGACAGACAAUGGCAGAGUUGACGCCGAACCUCGAGAGGACGACGACUUGUUCGAGCCACCGCAGGAAACAAAAGUCAGUCAAUUUGAAGACUCACCCAGGAGAACUCCAGACAACGCAACAUCGGAUCUUCAGCAAAAUGAUGGGAGGGAAGUCGAUGAGGGUGAAGAAGCGCUUUUAGAAAUUGAGAGUAGACCGAGAGCAGAUUCAGGUUCUUCGCUUUCAUUUGGGCUUCGGCAGGAGAACUUGGAGGCUCAGCCAUCUCUCUACAGAGACAUCUGGAGUUUGCGAGCCUCCUUGGAGCAAUACGCCUCCUCAGACCAGAGCAGCACGGACCGGGAGUCCAUCCGUAGCGAUGCGGAAAGCGUCUCGUCACUUGGCUGUGCGGGAACCCGUCCUGGGUUGUCCCAAGACCUGGACGAUGAACCUGAAGGAGAAGGAGAGGUGAUGGACGGAGGCAUUAGAGGCGCAUCGGCCGGGGCCGGCGAGAUGGGAAGCGGGGUCGACGGAGAAGGGGAGGUGGGUAACCGCAAGCUCCUUCAGAUGGAUAGCGGCUACGCCUCGAUUGAAACGCCAUCCAAGGGGCCUGAGGAGAUGCGCAUUUUUGGGAUUCCCGCAGCCCCUCGAGGGAAGACUGCCUCAGAGAGGAGGUUGUUCUUCACAAGCUCAGGGAGAAAAGGUUCCGUGUGCGAGAGUACCGACACCAGAUUUUUCCAGGAGGAGCUGGAAGAGGAUUUAACUGAAAGCGCAGAGGAGAAACACAAGGGUGGUCUCACGCUCCAAGAACCAUAUCCACUCGUCAAACCAAUUCAUCCUCAGAAACAAGAACCCAUGUCCCACAUCUCAUCUCAGCUCUUGAAGCAGACCCCUCAGCCCCCCAGUCUUCAUCGACCUCGCCUGCACUGCCGCGACUACAGCAUUGACGAGAAGACGGAUGCGCUUUUCAACGAGUUCCUCCGACACGACCCGAGGUUCGACCAGCCGGAUUCGCCAUUUCGAACCAGGCAUCGAUCGAGAGUGCACCUGCGGAAGCAGUGGCAGAGACAUAAGCAAUACAGCGACCCCGGUUCAGGGGCUGGCGGACGCUACUCGCCGUCUCUGGAGAGGCAGAGGUUCACUCCGCUGCCGAGGGGUGACAGUGCCGGUUACCCUCUGGACACCAGGUACCACAGCACACUGUCGCGCAUCGCGAGCGCGGCAGACGAAGAAGCCAGUGAGAUCGCGGCCUGCGAGGAGGCUGCCAAAGAGAGCACAGAGGACGCGUCGAGCGACGGAGGCGCCUCGGAAAUUACAACCAACGUGACCGUCGGCGGCCAGGAGGACAGUCGGCAAACUCCUUGCGAUACAAAAAGCACAAGCGGUCAGCAGCCCGCCGCCGGGCCUGCACGCUGCAUGGACCCUCAAGUUGACAACAGGAACAACAACAGCAGCCCAUCCAGCAGCCUGACGGACAAACUGGCGGCGGCGGUGGAAGAGAGGCUCUACGGCGGCCUGCGCCGAGCCCAGCUCAGCCAGGGAGGAACUGAGAGCGUGGUCGCUGCCUCUCACACCGCCUCGCCUGACCACAGUCCCAAGUAAUUUCAUCAUACGUACCGCAGAUUUUCAUAGAUGAAACCGUUUGGUGAAUUAGUCUGACAUGUGGCGUGUUACAAAUACAUUGAACCCCUUGUUACAA